This is a messenger RNA of Pseudoliparis swirei, 3296 nucleotides long. RefSeq names its product phospholipid phosphatase 3 (gene plpp3). Gene Ontology annotation, biological process: phospholipid metabolic process; phospholipid dephosphorylation; canonical Wnt signaling pathway. Gene Ontology annotation, molecular function: phosphatidate phosphatase activity. The coding region runs from base 412 to 1353 and encodes 313 amino acids. NCBI's taxonomy places the organism in Eukaryota, Metazoa, Chordata, Actinopteri, Perciformes, Liparidae. The transcript has 7 exons. The record is from RefSeq and is a predicted model, not a curated record.
AGAGAGGAGGAGGAAGAGGAGAAGGAGGAGGAUGAAGAGGAGGAGGAGGAGAAGGAGGAUUGAUAUAACAAGAGCGGCUGUCGAUGCGCACCGCAAUUUCCACUCCAAAUUCCUUUGAACCGGACCGACAGCGCGAGCUCCUUUUUUUAUACGUGUGUGUUCCCUCUCUUCUCUUUUUAAAUAUCCUUUCUUCCUUCUUUUUUUUUUUUUUUGCAUAACCAGAAACCGCACGAGACCCUCGUGGAAGCUUUAAAAACAUCUCGUUUGCAUUGACACUUUCUCUUCCCCUCCCGAGGACGCUCACUUCGCUCCGCCGCCUCGCGCGCGCGCCGCGGAAUUUUGGACCAAGAAGAAGAAUAAGGAGGAGGAGGAGGAGGAGGAGGUGUGUGUGGACGUGUGUGUACUUCUCAAAUGCAAAAGUACAUGUAUGAGAAAGCGAUGGCCCCGGAGACACGGAACGGAGGCAGCGGCCCGCUGAACAGCGGCCCCGGCGCGGAGCCCGGGCGGCGGCGGCUGCUGGUGGCGCUGGACGUCCUCUGCCUGCUGCUCGCUAGCCUGCCUUUCCUCGUCAUAGAGACUAGCACCAUAGAGCCGUACCAGCGCGGCUUUUACUGUUCGGACCAGUCCAUCCGCUUCCCCCGCAAAGAGGGGGACACCAUUAGCGACGCCGUGCUUUGUGGCGUCGGCAUUGUUAUUGCCGUCUUCUCUAUCGUGAUUGGGGAAUGCUUCAGGAUCCACCAACUGCGAGAGGGAACCAAGUCCUUCAUCGGGAAUCCCUACGUGGCCGCCCUCUACAAGCAGAUGGGCGUGUUCCUCUUCGGUUGCGCCGCCAGCCAGUCGUUCACCGACAUCGCCAAGGUGGCGGUGGGCCGCAUGAGGCCUCACUUCCUGGACGUGUGUAAGCCGGAUUUCUCCGCCAUCGACUGCUCGCUGGGCUACAUCACCAACUACACCUGCACCGGCCCCGAGAGCGACGUGCAGGAGGCCAGGAAAUCCUUCUUCUCAGGACACGCCUCUUUUUCGAUGUACACCAUGCUGUACCUGGCUUUCUACCUCCAGUCCCGGUUCUCGUGGCGCGGCGCCCGCCUCCUCCGCCCGCUGCUCCAGUUCACGCUGCUGAUGAUGGCGUUCUACACCGGCCUGUCGCGCGUCUCCGACCACAAGCACCACCCGACAGACGUGCUGGCGGGCUUCGUGCAGGGCGCCCUGGUGGCCUACUGCAUAGUGUUCUACGUGUCGAACCUGUUCACGCCCCGGGUGAAGCCGGCCACGCCCCCUCCCUCCCCCAUCAAGAAGGAGCUGCUCCCUUCAUCCGACAUCAUCGAGAGGAACAACCACCACAACAUGGUGUGAGAGAGAGAGAGAGAGAGAGAGGCCCGCCCACUUCCUCCUGUGACUCGAGGAGCCAAUCGCAGCGCUGCUCGCCUCCCAUUGGACACUAGAAUGUAGCGACGAGAGACUGCAGCCGCUCCUCGCCGCCUCCUCCUCCUCCCUUAUUUUUGUUUUGUUUGUUGUUGUUUUCGUUUUUUGAGGCUCCGCCUCCUAUUCGGACUCGGCUGUCCGAUGUUUUUUUGUUUUUUGAGACUUGCACAGCAGACGCCACUCGCAUCACUAUCCAGACGUAUUAUUUACUAUAAUUAUGUUAACUACUAAUCCGCAUUUUGAUCCCAUCGUUUCCCGAAAAUUGGACGACCUGGCAGACAGCGCUGAGGGCGCGAAGGCUCUCCUUGGGGGCGGAGCCACGUGAAGGGUUUAACGAAGACUCUCUGGAGCGGAAGGAGAACUACUCCCCGAGUCUCGGAGGUUUUACUGCAAUAACUAUCCACAUAUUACCCGUAUAGAGCCGAUGUAACGUAGAGCUCCGUGUUUGUUUGUUUGUUUGUUUGUUUUCAUCACCACUCGCCGCCUGAGACCCAAACUUGACGCCGCCGACGCCCCGCGAGGCUUUUAGGCUCCGCCCACAAAAACCACUGUUUUCCUUCUUCUUUUUCUUCUUUUUUGACGAUGCAUUUAAAGCUAACGCGUUCUUUUCGGCGCCGCUCGUCACUGUCACACCGGGCAGCCAAUCAGAUCGAGCGAGGGGCGGGUCUUUGACCGCUGCACCGCCGACUUCCUGUUCUUGGAAGCUGGUCAACAUCGAUAUUCGGUUUUAAAAAAAUAAAUGUGAACACAUUUUUAAAAUCCUAUUACCAUUUGAUCGCCCGUCUCUCUCUAACGCCUCGUUGAAGCUCCUCCCCUAAACUCGGCGUCGGCGCGUCACACUUUCCUUUUGUUUUGACUCUCAGAGCGGCCCAAACCCGGGAUGGUGCAUUUCAUGAGGUCAUGAGGGUUAGAUGUAUGAGGGGGGGGGGGGGGUAGUAUUGUCUGUGGAGGGAGGGAGGCGGACCUCCCAGCACCUGUAUUAAGAGGCGUGGCUGUGCCAUGCCGCUUCCUUGGUGUUGGGGGUCACCUGUGAUUGGCUGGGGGGGGGGGGGGUCACAGUGAAGGGGGCGGGGGGGGGGGGGUCACCGUGGAAAGACGGUGAUGAAUUACAGCUAAGCUGGCACAUUUAUUUUUACGGGAUGAUUUGGGGCUCUUUUCCGCUGGCAGGGAGGGGCUCUCACCCACCCAAUCACUCAUUGGAUGUGUGUGUGUGUGUGUGUGUGUGUGUGUGCAUGUGUAUGUAGGUGUGUGUGUGUGUGUGUGUGUGAGUGAGAGCAGGUGGACGUUAUAAAAACUGUGGAUCCAACACGUCGUAUACUCGUGUGUGUUUAUGUGUGAUCACGAUCAGUUGUACAGGAACAGAAAAACCUUUUUGGUUAUUUUAUUUACAGACUCAACAACAACAACAACAACAACAACCACAACAACAACCACACUCUCCGCCACGUUGCACAUCUUUCUCACCGUACAGUCCGUCCUAUCAUUUCAAGCCGUUCUCACUUUUCUCCUUGUUAUUUUUUGUAUAAAUAUAUAAAUACUGUAUAGAUCACUAAAGUUAUUGUUGUUGACAUGUUUAGAUGUUUCCAUGGUCACACGACCUGUGUCCUUCAGCACGCUGCUUGAAAAGCACCCGUGACAGAUGUGUUGUAUCGAGAAUAACUGUUGUCGGUUGUUGUAGCUGCGUUGUGUAAUGUGCAUUCAACAACAACAACAACAACAAGAACACACCCACACUUGUAUUAAAAAUUCAAUAUUAGUAUUUUUGUAUUGUCUCGUUUCUUUUGUACAUUAAAGCUGUUUGUUUCUGCUCGAUGUACUUAGCGCUAAUACAUGUGCUUUUAAAUAAUAAUUAAAAAAGCUCUUUAUGAACACAA